This is a messenger RNA of Coffea eugenioides, 2964 nucleotides long. Its product is annotated as MDIS1-interacting receptor like kinase 2-like. NCBI's taxonomy places the organism in Eukaryota, Viridiplantae, Streptophyta, Magnoliopsida, Gentianales, Rubiaceae. Gene Ontology annotation, biological process: protein phosphorylation. The coding region runs from base 1 to 2961 and encodes 986 amino acids. The transcript is spliced from 2 exons. The record is from RefSeq and is a predicted model, not a curated record. Gene Ontology annotation, molecular function: protein kinase activity; protein binding; ATP binding.
AUGGGUUCUUUUGAAUUUAUGUCGAUAUUCAUUAUGGUCCUACUUUUCCCAUCAUCUCAUCCCAAAGCCAAAGGUGUCGCUUCAGAUUCUGCUAGUGAGGCUGCUGCUCUUUUGAAAUGGAAAGCCAGUUUUCAAAACCAGAACAAUAGCUCGCUAACCUCGUGGAACCGCGACUCCAUCAAUGCAAAGAAUUCUUCCAACCUUCCAUGCACUUGGGCUGGUAUUUCUUGCAUUAACGGAAGUGUCAACAGGUUGAAUCUCUCAGAUUGGAGCAUAAAAGGCAGCCUUUAUGACUUCCCAUUUUCAUCCCUCCCAAAUCUUGAAUAUCUUGAUCUUAGCCUGAAUCAAAUCUUUGGCUUCAUACCUCGUGAAAUAGGUAACUUGUCGAAGCUCAUUUAUCUUGAUUUCUCAGUUAAUGAGUUGUCAAAAGAAAUCCCACCUGAAAUUUGCAACUUGAGAAACUUGACUCGUUUAGCUCUUGGUAGUAAUCAUCUUUCAGGUCCAAUUCCAUCUGGAAUAGGAACUCUGCGCAAUCUUGUUGAACUUGGUCUGGAGGACAACAAUUUAACAGGUUCAAUUCCAUCCACUUUUGGCAACCUCAACAGGCUAGUAAAGUUACACCUUUUCCGAAAUCACCUAUAUGGUCCUAUCCCCCACACGAUAGGAAAUCUGAUCUCACUCCAACUUCUUAUCUUGUCUCAAAAUAAUCUUAUUGGGGCAAUCCCAAAGUCACUAGGCAAUUUGACUAAUUUAACUCAUCUGUAUCUCUAUGAGAAUCAACUUUCAGGUCCAAUUCCAAAAGAUUUGGGUGAUCUCAUAUUCCUUAUUGAAAUGGUAAUAAGUGAGAAUCAAUUUAAUGGUUCUAUUCCUGUUUCAAUUGGUAAUUUGAGUAACUUAAACAAACUGUAUCUCCGAGCAAACCAAUUUUCUGGUACCAUUCCAGAAGAGCUUGGAAAACUGCAAAAGUUGGUAGUUUUGGAAUUGGAUCAAAAUCAGUUAUCUGGUCCAUUGCCGGAACUGCUAUGCCAAAAUGGAACCCUCCAAAACAUAACUGUAUCUGAGAACAAGCUUACAGGUCCAAUCCCUCGAAGCUUGAAAUAUUGCUCAAGCCUAAUUAGGGCCCGCUUCAAUGGGAACCAUUUCCAUGGUAACUUGUCAGAAAUGUUUGGCAUCUAUCCCUUCCUGGAUUUCAUAGAUCUCAGCAACAACGAAUUCCAUGGGGAACUCUCCAGCAGCUGGGGAAAAUGCAAAAGCUUGACAACCCUGAAGGUUGGAAAGAACAACAUCACAGGUGGUAUACCUCCAGAAAUUGGAACUUUAACUCAAUUACAUGCACUUGAUCUUUCUUCAAAUUAUUUAUCUGGGCAGAUACCAAGAGUAGUUGGGAAGUUGGCUUCUAUGCUUAACCUAUAUUUGCAUGACAACCAACUCACUGGCGGCAUACCUCAGGAGUUGGGUAUGCUAACAGAACUUCUUUAUCUAGACCUGUCCACAAAUAAGUUGAAUGGAUCUAUUCCAGAACAUUUGGGAGAUUUGAAGCACUUGUAUCACAUGAACUUGAGCAACAACAUUUUAAGCCAAAAGAUUCCAAUACAGAUUGGAAAGUUAACCCAACUUUCUGAACUGGAUUUGAGUCAAAAUUACUUCACAGGGGAGAUACCAUUCGAGUUUCAAAGUUUGCAGAAUCUGGAAACAUUGAAUCUCUCACACAAUAACCUCUCUGGUUUGAUCCCAAGUGCUUUGGCAAAAUUGCCUGGUCCAUUGCACAUCAAUAUUUCAUUCAAUAAUUUAGAGGGUCCAAUUCCGAGUGGUAGAGCCUUUGUGAAUUUAACCAUAGAGGAAGUACAAGGAAAUAAAGGUUUGUGCGGGAAUAUUUCAGGGUUACCGGCUUGUGAAAGUUCCCCGUUGAUUAAAAAGCAUGUCAAGAAUAAGGGGAAGAAAAAACUUGUUCUCGCAAUUUUAAGUCCUCUUCUGGGAUCAUUCGUACUUCUUUGUGCAUCCUUUGGUGGUCUCAGAUUGCAUAAGCAAUGGAGAAAAAGUACAGGAACGGAAGAUAUCAAUAUGAACAAAGUAAAUUUAUUUUCCAUAUGUACUUUUGAUGGCAAAGCAUUGUAUAAGGAAAUAGUAAUGGCUACAGAAGAGUUCAGUGACAUAUUCUGCAUUGGUAAAGGAGGUUAUGGACGUGUUUACAAAGCACAGCUUCCAUCAGGCGAUGUAGUAGCUGUAAAGAGACUUCACAACAUGCCUGAGAUGGCAAGUCAUAAAAAUUUGUUGAAUGAGAUAAGGGCCUUGACAGAAAUCAAGCAUCGAAACAUUGUGAAACUCUUUGGGUUCUGCUCAAAUUCUCAGCAUUCAUUUUUGGUAUAUGAGUACCUUGAAAGAGGGAGCUUGGCCAAAAUCUUUAGCAUAGAAGAAGAAGCUAAGGAACUAGAAUGGCGAAAGAGAUUAAAAAUCAUCAAAGGCAUUGCUUAUGCUUUAUCUUACAUGCAUCAUGAUUGUUCACCAGCCAUUGUACAUCGGGACAUAUCAAGCAACAACAUUUUGCUUGAUCCAGAAUAUGAGGCUCACAUUUCAGAUUUUGGCACUUCUAAGUUUCUGAAAAAUGAUUCAUCUAAUUGGAGUUCUCUUGCUGGCACAUAUGGAUAUGUUGCACCAGAAUUUGCCUACACAAUGAAAGUAACUGAAAAGUGUGAUGUUUAUGGCUUUGGGGUCCUGACAAUGGAAGUAAUCAAAGGAAAGCACCCCGGUGACUUGAUUGCUUAUCUAGUGUCUUCAAAGCCCGAGAAAAUAGAACUGAAAGACUUGUUCGAUCAAAGACUUCUGUAUCCCAAUCAAGAAAUUGAAAACAAUCUGGCAUCCGUUCUCAAAGUAGCAAGAGAAUGUCUACAUGUUGAUCCACAAUCUAGGCCAACAAUGCUCUUUAUUUCUAGGUUGUUAUCAACUGGUGCACAAUCUGUGUAACAU